Molecule: messenger RNA, 1779 nt
Organism: Cladophialophora immunda
Lineage: Eukaryota; Fungi; Ascomycota; Eurotiomycetes; Chaetothyriales; Herpotrichiellaceae
Exons: 3
Coding region: 1-1779 (592 amino acids)
Source: RefSeq, a predicted model, not a curated record
AUGUCAUCCGGGAUUAUUCAUUUCGUCAAUGAGACGGGGCAGGGUGAGAAUGGGGGCCCGAGCAAGAAAAGGCUGUCGCGGAUCAACUCUCAUGUGGCGCGCUUCUCGCAUCAACGUCGCAAAAACAACAACAAUUCCUCGGCUGUGAGCAGGAAUCCGCCAUCGCUGCAAGUCGACUUUGUCGUGGAAGGCGCCCAACACGAAGCCUCUCGCACUUCCAGCAGUAGUCCCGAGCACAUCCCUCCGUAUCCAUCGCGAGACGCCAAUCGAGCCACACAGCCGACCAAUUUCUUCACUCUGGACCUACCAGACCGCCGUCACAGUACCGGGUCAACCGGGUCUGCAAAGGUCAAAGGCAACAAAUUGGCAAGACAUCAGUCUGACCCUGUCGACAUCCGGCAUUUCAAGAAGGAGGACGAAACCAGUUCUAAAGGCGUCAUCAGACGGCGCUCGGAUGGAGACCAUCACCCCUUCUGUUCGUCACCCGAGAUUGGGUCUCUGGGAUCAUUCUCCCAGCUUGGGGAUUCUAUUGACAUCUACGAGAAAUAUCUCCUCAAUUACUAUUUUACCGACCUGCAAACACAGAUGUUCGGUUUCCAUAGAGACGCCCUGUACUGCCCGCAAAGAGUGCCUGCGGCUCGGUCAAUACAGCAAUCGCGCGCGGCCCUGCAUUGGAUCCUUAUAAUCGCCGAGGAGCAAAUGGCCAAACGAAUAAAUGAGCCACCAAACUCGCACAUCCUCAACCAUUCAAUCUUGAAACGCAGAGCGAGCGGUUAUGGGAUGCUCAGGUCGCUGUUAAACAAUGCAGACUUUGACUUGGAGACGGCCGUCUUGGCCUUGCGUUAUGCGAUAUCGGCUGAAUGCUACAUGAACCACAAAGACGCUGCCAUGGAGCACCUGAAAGCAUUGGAUGCGUUACUGCAACGACCAGGGGCCCUAGAACACUUCGUUUUCAAUGCUGACAAGACCGCACUGUCACUCUCGACCCUCAAGAGAAUGUACGUGUCUGUGCCUUGCAGGAUAAGAUCAUUCAGCGACUUUGAAGCCAUCAAGACCAUGGUCUUCCUCAAGUGGAGGCGCUUACAGGCGUUGUCGAAACAGAACCAUGCUGAGCUAGUCCGCCACGCCUGUGCCGCUUAUCUGAUUAGCACCGACGAGAACCACAGGGUUCAACCCCUUCCACCAAAGCAUGCAAAAGAUCCUACUCCAGAGCAGUCUCUUCUGGAUCGGUAUAUCGCGAUUAAGAAGUCGGCGUUGUUCUCGAACUAUGCUUGUGAGACGAUGAACGCGGUUUGUGAUCCCAAAUGGGUGUACACCUAUCAGGCAGGGCUUUUCGCGUUGUUUUACGAUAUGAACAUGACAUUGGCAAGCUUUGGAAAGGAUAAUCUCCGCGACAAGAUAUCAUUCCUGGAAAGACUCAAAGUGGUCCUGGAUGCCAGCUCCGCGAAGACGUUGGGAGGGACGUCGGCGCUAUCUAUUGUGGACUGGGUUCGCGAGCAAUGCUACAGCGAGUGCUUCAAGAAGGACGAAGCGGUCUUCAAGGAAACCGAUCUUUGCACCUAUGAGAUCAACGGGUUUAAGAUCUUUGCACUACUCGAUAUCAACCAGCGAAUUCGUCUAACGGCAGCGUUGCGGGCUUGGUUGCUCAUCGAUAUCAGCGUCGACAUUGACGUGGAGAAAGAAGAUUUGGAUGAAGUGGAAUUUAUGUCGAUGGAAGAACAAGUCACCAGAGCUUGGUGGAACGAACAAUUGACACCAAACUCGUCGCCCUCGCCUUGA